Molecule: messenger RNA, 3003 nt
Organism: Myxocyprinus asiaticus (Chinese sucker)
Lineage: Eukaryota; Metazoa; Chordata; Actinopteri; Cypriniformes; Catostomidae
Product: podocalyxin-like protein 2
Exons: 9
Coding region: 172-1998 (608 amino acids)
Molecular function (GO): serine-type endopeptidase inhibitor activity
Source: RefSeq, a predicted model, not a curated record
GUCGCCUUACUGCAUCUCCAAAUCCCCAAUAUUCACUGCAAAUUCAUUCAGUGCGUCAGUGUCUAUAGCGCACAUUGAGGUCAGUAAGUCAUUUAUGAUGCUCAUAUGAGCGACCUGUGCUGAAAUACUGACGAGUUAUUGCUCACGACGAUCAUCUUUAAAGCUGCAGACAUGUCAGUCGCGUGUUUCCAGUGCCUGAUGUUCGGUUCUGUUCUUCUGGUUUUGGUAAGUUCAGAGAUUCUGAGUGCUGGUCCAGUACUCCUCCCUAGUCCUCUCCGAUCCCACAGGCCGGUUCUGGAUGUUCCUGUGGGCUUUGAGGAACAUGAGAAGGCCUCCAAAGAACGAAAGCCUGGAUUGAUGGACAGUUCUCAGGAGAGCUCUGGGUUCUUCAGUGAAGACAGUGAAGAUAGUAAGAAUGCCAAGCCAUUCCAGCAGUGGGAUGCUCAAGAUCGCUGUCUGAUGCCGAUGAAGGUCGGACCAUGCCGUGCUUCAUUCCCUCGCUGGUACUUUAACGGCGUCACUAAAAAGUGCGAAAAGUUCUUGUUUGGAGGCUGCAAAGAAAAUCUCAAUAACUUCCUGUCGCUGGAGGAAUGUGCCAAAGCAUGCCAUACGGUCUCUGAUUUCAGUGUUUCAUCGCCCAAACCCCCUUCCUCCUCCUCUGCCUCCCUAUCUUUCAGCUCAAACCCCACUGAGAUCAACUCCUCUUCCUCGUUUUUUGUCCCCACGGCCGAAUCUUUGGAUCCGGAGCAGUGGGAGAGCGAUUCCGAAUCGAGCGGUUUUGCCCUCCACCCCUCCAUCCACCUAUCAACCACAGCUGCUGCAGACCACGCCCCCUCCACCGUGGCUUCGCCCACUCGCAGACUCGACCGUCAGAGCGACCCAGACGCCACAGCUGGACCUGACUGGCACCUCGGAUCUGAAGACCCGUUUGAUGACGAGAGGGGCCGUGUAGUCACUCAAGCACCCACGGCCCCUGAAGUGGGGCCCCUGCCGAGCCGAGGGCCCCUGCAACCUGAUGAACCCCACCCGGAUGAUUCGGAGGAAGAGGAAGAGGAGGGUAAUGAUGAAGAGUUGGUGGUUUUUCCAACUGAACCGGAUGAGGACGAAUGGCGGUACCUGACGCCCCUCACAACCGGGCCCUCGCCCUCACCAUCAGACCUGCCGCCCGUGGUCUUCACCGAGACCACCUGGCAGGCGGCACCACCCACCACAGCUGAAGAUGAGGAGGGGGCAGAGCUUCGGCAUGGUGGCACUGAAUAUCUCACAGAAACUGAACUUCAUGACUCUGAGGUGUCCCAGGAGACAGAGCAGGUGAUUUGUGUUGACUGGAGCAACCUUGCAGGGAAGGGCUACAUUGUCCUCAACAUGUCUGACAACUUUGACUGCGAUGAGUUUCGUAUGGAGAGUGGAGACAGACUCCUGGAAUUGCUGGAAAGCACCUUUUCCAGAAAGAUGAACACCCCACAAGGGUCCUGGCUCAUAUUCCUCAGCAAACCUUCUCAAGAAGACCACCAGCUUCUAAUGACAUUAGCUAGCGAACAGGAAAUCAUCCCCCCGAAAGAUGUGCUGUCAAUGCUGGGAGAAAUCAGGAGAGGCCUAUAUGAGAUUGGCAUCCAGAAUUAUUCCAGUGUAAGCACAUGCCACUCCAGGUCCAGUCAGACUCGCAGUGACUACGGGAAGCUGUUUGUGGUUCUAGUGAUCAUCGGAUCGGUGUGCGUGCUUAUAAUCGCUUCUGGAAUCGUCUAUAUCUGCUGGCAGCGCCGUAUACCCAAACUCAAAAACAUGUCGCGAGGUGAAGAGCUCCACUUUGUGGAAAACGGUUGCCAUGACAACCCCACACUGGACGUCACUAGCGACAGCCAAUCAGAGAUGCAGGAGAAGAAACACAGCGCCAAUGGGGUGACGGCUGGCGGGGAUGGCGGGAGCGGUUGGCAGGUGCUCGUCAACAAGCCCGGGAAAGAGGAGGACGACAACCAAGAGGAAGACACUCACCUUUAACUACGCCAAACAAUCCACAAACAGCAUGGAAGCGGUGUUACAUUAAAGACUAUGAAGGCACAAAAUACUCUCAAGCUUUUUCGAAACAUCUGCUGUAUAAAAUGUGAUGUAUUUUAGCUUUUCUUUAUCUGCAUUUGUGAUCGAUGAAAUUCAGAUGAACAAAAGUGCUUUACAAUGUGACGUAUGGGGCAUGGGACAAUUUCACUGCAGGAUCCAAUCAUUAGAAUUUUAUUUAAAUCGAAUGUGUCAAACAAUCACUAAGACAUUUUAAGAAAUUGAAAUAGGUCCAACAUCUCAGAUGUUGGUUAGAAAAGAGUUUCUUGCACUAGUAAUGGAACUAUUUACCCCAAAAAUUAAAGUUUUGUCUUUAUUUACUCAUCUGAUUUUUUCCCCCUUGAAGACGAUAACAAGCGGGGGUCAAUAUGAACCGUAGUUUAAAGAGAGAGAGAGAGAUAAUAUGGACUUUUAAAGACAAUCAAUAAUGAAAGAAUGUUCAUUUUGGGGUAAACAAUCUCAAAGCAUGUGCAUAAGCCUACUUGGCAACAAAAUGAGAUCUGACAAAUGUUUUUUUGGUUCUCUUGAAGGUCUAGAGUGAGUUUCUCUCUAAUAAUACACUGUACGCAUACUGAAUUUUAUUUAUUUCAAUGCAAGUACAGUUAAGCAAGCUGCAUAUUGUGUUUAUACAUUCUGAAUUCUGGAUGGAAGCCUACCUGCCUUGCUCUUUAAUCGUAUAUCGUAAUGGCUGCUCCGUACUGGAUCUAUGUUGCUUUUUGGUUUUUAAUAUUGCACCUUAAACGUUUCUUAGCACCAACGGCCUCCAAAGCAGAACAUUUUUCCUUACGAGAGAUUAUUUUACAUUAAAAUGCAUCAGAUCACUGAUAGCACGCUUACAUCACCCAGACGUCUAUUUGAUGUGUUUACAGUAUUUUAUUUACAUUGUUUACUUAUCAAUACAUUUAUGAGAUGUACUGUAUGCCAAUAUUUAUGUCUCAGAUGUCAAUAAGA